CCUGAAACCAUUUCUUUUUUAAACUCUUUAAGUCAAAACUAUUUUUAUUAUAAUACUAAAAUUAUUUGCCUUUUUUACUUUCAUUCAUUUACAAGGAUGCAGUGCAGUUUUCCAAAGAAUAUAUGACCUGAGAAUUACAAAUUUAGCUGCAAACAUGAAAACAAAUGUUCUCAUGUAGUGAAGAUUAAAAGAGAAAAAACCAAACCAAAUCAACCAACCAGCCAACCAACCAACAAACAAAAAAAAGAUUCAGUGAAACCAGAACAUUAUGUCUGACAGUGUAUUCCACACUUGAAGUAUUCCACCUAAGCAGUGAAGGGAGAGAGAUAAGAUGCUCCGAGACAUUUGCAGUGCUCUUCAAAAGAAAAAGCUCUAAUGCUCUACUCUUGCCAUAAUACCAAACAUCUUUGAUUUUACUUUGGUGCUGAAACACUGGAAGAAUUGCAUGUAGGCUCUAAGAGGAGAAUCUGUCCCUUUUUAAUUUUAUCAUUCUAUGGGAAUAGAACGGGUUUUCUCUCUUAUUACCCACCCUAUUUUAAAGCUGCUUCACCACCUUUUAAACUGUUUGAUGAAUCAGACUUUUUGCCAAUGAGCCACACAGCCAAUUCUUGCCAAGAGCUGGUUGAAAACUGUGCCGUGCAUGUAGCAGGGAUGGCACAAGAAGACAGCCAUCGUGGUCAAGUGCCAUCCACAUUUUAUCAUGGUGCCAACCAGGAACUUGACCUGUCCACCAAAGUGUACAAAAGAGAGUCAGGAAGCCCUUAUUCUGUUUUAGUGGACACCAAAAUGAGCAAACCACAUCUUCAUGAAACAGAAGAACAACCUUUUUUCAGGGAAACCAGAUCAGUGGCUGAAGUCCGUGCAGUUAAAGAAGACCAAGAGAAUUCUGAUGACAUGGAAGAAGAAGAAGAAGAAGUAACUUAUAAAAGGGAACAGAUUAUAGUAGAGGUAAACCUUAACAACCAAACAUUAAAUGUAUCUAAAGGGGAGAAAGGUGUUUCCUCUCAGUCCAAAGAGACUCCAGUUCUUAAAACCAGCAGUGAGGAGGAAGAUGAAGAAAGUGAGGAAGAGGCCACUGAUGAUAGUAAUGACUACGAAGAGAAUGAACGGCAAAAGAAAAAGGAGAAGAGAGUGGAGAAAGUCAGUGUUGCACAAAGAAGAACAAGGAGAGCUGCUUCAGCUGCCGCAGCGACCACUUCCCCUACACCCAGAACAACCAGAGGCCGGAGGAAAAGUGUAGAACCUCCCAAGCGUAAGAAGAGGACUGCAAAGGAGCCAAAGGCACCAGUGCAGAAAGCUAAGUGUGAAGAGAAAGAAACUUUGACUUGUGAGAAGUGUCCCAGGGUGUUUAAUACACGCUGGUACCUGGAGAAGCACAUGAAUGUCACUCAUAGGCGCAUGCAGAUCUGUGACAAAUGUGGCAAGAAGUUUGUCCUGGAAAGUGAGCUAUCUCUCCAUCAGCAAACAGACUGUGAAAAAAACAUCCAGUGCGUUUCCUGUAACAAAUCAUUCAAGAAGCUCUGGUCCCUUCAUGAACAUAUCAAGAUUGUCCAUGGAUAUGCAGAAAAGAAAUUUUCCUGUGAGAUUUGUGAGAAGAAGUUCUACACCAUGGCUCAUGUGCGGAAGCACAUGGUUGCACAUACAAAAGAUAUGCCAUUUACAUGUGAAACCUGUGGAAAGUCAUUCAAACGCAGUAUGUCACUCAAGGUGCAUUCCCUGCAGCAUUCUGGAGAGAAGCCCUUCAGAUGCGAGAACUGUGAUGAAAGGUUUCAGUACAAGUAUCAACUUCGCUCUCACAUGAGCAUCCACAUUGGACACAAACAGUUCAUGUGUCAGUGGUGUGGCAAGGACUUCAACAUGAAACAGUACUUCGAUGAGCACAUGAAAACACACACUGGAGAGAAACCUUUUAUCUGUGAAAUCUGUGGCAAAAGCUUCACCAGCCGCCCAAAUAUGAAGAGGCACCGCAGAACUCACACAGGCGAGAAGCCCUAUCCAUGUGAUGUGUGUGGCCAGCGGUUUCGCUUCUCCAACAUGCUCAAGGCUCACAAGGAGAAGUGUUUUAGGGUUACCAGCCCUGUGAACAUCCCGCCUGUUGUCCAGAUCCCACUUACAACUUCCCCAGCCACCCCGGUUCCUUCCAUUGUGAACACACCCACAACCCCUACCCCACCAAUCAAUAUGAAUCCAGUAAGCACUCUUCCUCCAAGGCCCAUCCCCCAUUCCUUUUCACAUCUUCACAUUCACCCACAUCAUCCUCAUCACCUCCCCAUCCCGCCAGUCCCUCAUUUACCCCCACCUCCAGCCCUCUUUAAGAGUGAGCCUUUAAAUCAUAGAGGCCAGAGUGAGGACAACUUUCUGCGACACCUGGCAGAGAAGAACAGUUCAGCACAACAUCAUUAACAAAUAUCCUCUUUAAUCUAUUGUCCCUUGGGUAUGUGCCCACUUGAGAGUCUGCAGAGUGGGAAUCAAUGAGGUUGUUGGUAGCUCUAUCCCACUCCCUCUUAGCCUCCAGCAAAAAAGCUUUGUCAUUGGCUUGGUGUACCAGCAGAUCCAAGUGAAUGAGAAGACUACCUUUGGCUCAAAGAGGAGAAGGAUCAUCGUAACCUGGGGAGCCGAUGGAACUAAAGCCCAAUAUGCUUCCUUUUUAUUCAUGACUUUUAUAAAUUUCAAAUAUUGAGACUUGUGGAAUUUUAUAAUUUCAUAUCAGCUGAUGAGGUAUGCUUGCUUUUAUAUCCUGGACUUCUCCUCAAAGAGGAGAUAGGCCUGGUUUCCUUUUACUAAUCGGGAAGGCUGUGAGAUUAAUCCAGAGCAUUAAUUGUAUCACUGUGUAUUGUAACAAAUUCUUUUCAGCUUUUGAUGCCAGCAUCAGAGGUGAACUGGCUACAUAUCACAGUAUAUUAAGCAUUAUAGAGAAAAACAAAAAUUUCUUGUUUGUGUAGCUCUCUCCUAACACACUCUUUAUUUUACUACAGAAAUUAUUUUAGAGUUUUUGUAUAGACCUCUUUAGUAGUUACCUGUUUCUAAAAUGAAAUGUAUUUCAAUAAGCGGUGUAAUUUUUUUCAGUGUAGCUGGACCUAUGUUGUAAAAUAGAAAAUUUUUAUAAUCAUCAAAAUGUGAUUCUUAAAGAUGCAUAUAGCUUCUAUAGUUAAAAGUUAUCCUUACAUCCGUACUACUCAAAGGUGCUUCAGAGACUAAAUGUAUCUGAGAAGGUCUCCAGGCCAGAUUGCUGCAAAAAUUAUGUUUUGCUUUCAGAACUUGUUAUAAGUUAUUUGGUAGUUUUUAAUAUCUCCACUUCCUACCCAAGUGUCUCUUAGGCUCACCAGACAUGCUCCUUUACCUAAUUAGGGUGGAGUGUUACAUGAAAUGUUUUAAAAAGGAAUGGGUCACUUUCCAGGAAAAACACCGAAGAGCACACGUUUGUGUGCACACAUGCAUAUGUACACACACACACACACACACACACACACACGGUUUGAAAACGUGAGAAAAGUUGCUCAUCACUUAGAAAAGGACAGGGAGUGGAGGUUUUCUCAUGUCAGUCAUAGCUGUUCCCCGUUCUCAUGAGGAAUAGUGUUCGUGGUUAACUUUUAUGAUAUGACUAAUUUGAAUUUCAUAUCAUGUGCUGCUUGUUUUCAGGUUGCUUUCUUUUUCUGGAGUUGUUAGGAGAAGGAAAAAUACAAAACACGAAUCACAAACAUGAUAUUGCUGGUAGAGGAUAAGGAGGCAUUUAAAUGAGAACAUGAGCUGAUCAUAUGAUUGAAAAUGUCUUUUGUCACUGGAUAUAUCUACAACUUGGAGCUUUUCUUAUGUAACAUAAUAGCAAAGAAAAACUUGACUGCCCUAAGCAAAUGUUUCUAAAAUGGCCAAUUUGAACAAGUGGUAGGGAUAGCACACCUCUGAUACUUUCAGCCUGGUAACUUUUUCAGAUAUUGAUGAUAUUAUAGCAAGAAAUAGUAGUUAAUAUAGGGAAUGGUUCAGCAGAAGGCCUUGCACAUUGGUUAUAUUCAACUGCUGAAUGGCUGUCCUAUUUUUCUUCUUUCUAUUUUAAUUUAAAUAGAGAUGACUCUCACAGUAAGCUUAAAAAUUGGUGUUACCCUCAUCUCAGAGAACUGAGUUUUGGCUGUUAUUGUCUUCUUUUAAUUUUGUGUUUUACCUCAAAAUUCCCCAAUGUUUCCCCACAUAUUUUCAAAUAACUGCCUCUACUAGUACCCUAACAUUUGAAGGUUCAUUUUUUUUUUUUCCGAAUGUGCAAUUGUAAUGGAGGUUCUCUUCUGGAUCAUGGACUAUAUGUUAUUACUAAAACUGAGGCUAAAGUCCUUGUUUUAAAAUAUCACAUUCUUUUCUAUUAACUUUCCUAUUCUGAUCUUCUUACCUUUGUCUGUGUGCUGUGAAUUAGUAUAGGAAGCUUUUGGAAUGGGAGAGAAAAAAGGCAUCUCUGACUACCUUUGCUUCCUAAUUUAUGUGUAAGUCUUUAAAAAUUGGGACAGUUUUAAAGAGUUAUUUCUCUUGAUAUUUAGAUACAUUUUUUAAAGCUCCCAAGUACACAAGCCAGUAAGGAAAGCUAGAUCCUUAUUUACAUAUUUUAUCUUUAGUGGCUGCUCUCCCAUAAACUCCUUGCAUUCCAUGCCACAUUUUUCUUCUACAUUUUUAUGUAAAUGUGCCACUACUUUAUGGUCAGACCUGUUAAAAAUGCUUUUUUUUUUUUUAUUAUUAAGAAGGUAUCUCAGUUAAAUAUAUUGUACUUUGUUCUAAAAAGCUUUACAGUAUUAGACAGCCAUUCUGAAUUAUAAUUCAAGACCAUUUUGUUGUCCAUUUCCUAGGAAUAUUAUAAUGAUACACUGGGAAUUUCAGGUGGUUCUACCUGUGAUUUGGGAGUUGCAGAUCUAUAUCCCGUAAGAAAGAACCCACAACCCAUGGGAAAUCCAGUAUUAAGUAGUCAUUACCAUCCCCAAAAAAGCUCAAAAGAGCUAUCAAAAGAUUCAGCUAAAAUUAUCACAAAAUAUAAUGACUGGUGAAAGUCAUUUUGGAGCAGCCUUUUAAAAAUCCCCAAUAAUUGUCUAUUUUUGUUUUCUGGGUUUUGACUUUACUUGACUGGUAUCCAUGGUUUUAAGGAAAAGUUCUCAGAAAAUCUAAUGUGUCUUCAUAAUUUUCAUAUUAAAAAUUAAUCAAGACACAUUACAGAAUAUUUAUGAGUGCUUCUGAACAUGAGAACUUCAGGAUUAAGCCUUAAACAAAGACCUGUGUCAGGUUAACCUAAAAACUCAGGAACUCAAAGUUGAAAAAUCUGGUUGAUAGUCUUUACUUGGCUUCCCUAAUAGGUAUGUGGGCUAGUUCUUCUAUCUUCUUGCAUUACAUAGUCCCAUAACCCUGCAAACUGCUCAGUAUGAUUAAUUAGAUGUUCAUCUUUUUAGAAAAAGGAUAUGGAGGAAGAGUUUGGUCUCUAGUUUUUGCUAUAUAUGUCUUUACAUAAGUUUCUAAAGGACCUCGAAGGCUACGUUAUGCAGUGUAUUUAAGUAUUACAUUGGUGUUAAAUGAGGCUGUUAUUACAAUCUUAUUGUCUUUGACAUUUCCUAUCCCAUUGCUUAAAAUAUGACCUAUUUGAGGAUACAAUGACAUUUUUGAGUUAAAGUAGUAGUGUACAUUUCCUUUAUCUUUUAAAAACUCAAAUAAGAAAUCUUAGCCCAUAAUGUAAAAUUGCUGCUUUACCUAGUUGAAUCAGGUUAGCUCAUAUUGAGUGAGAUUUUUUUUGGUUUGAACAAUGGAGAAAAAGUAAACAUAACCUAAGUCUUAUGGCACAUAACUUCACUGCCACCUAUAUAUUUGUGACUUCAUUCUUACAUACUUUUAAUGAGAAAGAGAGGCUUCCAUGUAAAUUUUACCAUAGUAUCAAAGGAAACGUUAGAAAAUUAGUAGCAUGUAUUUUGCUUGAACCCUACCAUUUUGCAUUAACUACUCUAAAUGAAUGGCUGAGCACGAAAAUACCAUAGUUGUACUUGAUGCUUUGGAAAUACCUUUCCAAGAUUCUCUUUAAUUUGGUUGUUCACUUAUUGUGUGCCUGGUGAUGAUGUCUUCUGUGGAAAAGAUGUUUGCAAAUACUGAAUUUCCUAAUUUCUUCUUCUUUUUAUGCCUGAUUUUUUUUUAAGUUUUCAUAUUCAUUGGUUUGGAUGUUUUUGUUUAAUUUAAUUUAAUUUCACAGUUUCUGAUUUUUACACAAAAACAAUUGUGAUAAAAGUCAUUUAAGAAAUAUAUUCCAUUUUGCAAAACCCUUGUCAGUUUGACAUAUAAAAAAGUAUAGAUAAUUUGUCACAUCAGACUACCCAUGUUACAUUUAGAGCUAUUUCUGCUUGAUCUUAUAUAAAUAAGGAUAUUAUAUUAUGUAAAACAAAUUAGGUGUGUAUACUCACAAAAUAAGCAUUUUUGAUGUGCUUCUAGAUUUAGAAUCAUGAGAAUAUUUGACAAAGGGGGAUAAAUUGCUUUUAAGAAUUCUGUCAAUUGUAUUUAAGGUCAUCUCACUUGGAAUUCUGUAUAUUUUACAAUUGGACAAAUCAAUGUUGGCUUUAUUUUCCUUUGAACAACUUACUCCUUUGCUAAACCAAGAUUAGAAAUCCCAUUCAAAAAUAAAAGCAUUUUUCAGUAAUGGAAAGGUCAUAGAUUAUUAGCGAUAGUAACAUAAUUAUGCAAUAAUUAUAUUAUAUUAAUUAUAGCUUCUAAGCUAGACUGCUUUUGACAUCUGUAGCAUUUAUAAUAAUUAAUAAUGACCUUCCAAUUCUGGAUUACUACCUCGAUAAAGCAAACCAGACGUCCUCUCUCCCCUUAUUAUGGAAGCCAUAAAAGUUGCCACCAAUAUGUCCAUUUUCUUAGUUCCUUACUUUUAUACUCUAUAAUCCUGACUUUUUAUAGCAAUCAAAUAUUUUUGUCUUAGAGAAAGGGCUUUACAAGUUUGGACCAGCAUGGAAUUUUAGCUCCUUUGGUUUAAAUUUGGAGGACUAGAUGAAUUCAUCAGGUGAAUCAAAUUCCCCAUUUAAGUCAAGCUGUUUUACCCAGGUGUAUUUUUUACUCAUAGAAGACUAGCAUCUUGCCCUUUCCUAUUCUUUGUUUUCUGCAUUGUUGCAGAAGUUAUUUGUGGAAUGAAAUUCUACUUUGUUGCUCUAUUGAUUAAUUAAUAAUUGGUGUGUCAUCAAAUCAUCUCUUGGAAUUGUUUCAUUUCCUUAAAUUACACAAGUAAAUGCAAACCUACAUUUUCUUAUCUUUCUUCCACCAUUGCAGCUUAAGCCCUCUCUCUUUCUUGAGUGCCUUGAAGAAACCAGCAUUCCUGGAAAUUUUCUCCCUGGUUUAGAUCCUACCUCUACUUCAUUUUCCAUGAAUGUUGGAUUUUGUCUUUAAUCUAUUUGGUUUAGUUCUUCAAAAACUAAUAAAAGCCUCAGACAGAAAUUUUGAACAUAUCUCUGAAUGAUUUCUCUUCCCUGACUUUCCAGGUUUUAUGGUAGCAACUGAUUACAUAUUAGUCAUACCUCUCUAGACAUUCACCUCCUGUCUCUUGAGUAACUAAAGGUUUGGUCCUGUGUCUUGACUCCUAUUUGCUUCCUUAGCCCGGGAAAAUAAUUUCAUUGUAUAUUCCAUGUACAGUUUUUGCCCAGUUUGGUCUUCCUGAAUUCUUCCUUUUUCACUUUAGGGGGAUGAGCAUCAGUGCUGCUGUGACUAUACAAUAACUUUCUCAUUUGUUCUCUCUCUCUAAGAAUUAGUUUGCAAAUUUGUCCAUAAAAAUUUUUUUCUUACUCAAAUCUAAUUCAAAAUUGUUUGGUUUUUCCCAGACUUUUUGUCUUGACUCUGUCAUCUAACCUUUCUUUCACCAUGUCCAUGAUCAUCCAAGCCAAUGACUUUUCUUUGUUUUUCUCUUUGAGAUACUGGUCUUAAAGUAGUUGCACCUCCUUUUACAAUUCUUGCCUUAUCUCUCCCAUUACUUCUUUGCCCUCUUUUUUCCAGGCUUCUCCUUCUUUUCCAAUCUCCUAAAACAUCAUUUAACUCUUUCUUUCUAGUUUUCCCUAGAAUCAGUUUUUACAAUAUAAUUAUUACUCAAUAUGAAGGACAUUAAACAAACAAACAAAAAAAAGAGAGUUGCUUUAUGAUCUGUUUGUGACAGCUGGUUCUGAAUUGAUAAAAGUACUUCAGCAUUGUGUUUUACUGCCACCAAAGGGGUUUGUGCUGUGCAUAAAACUCUCUUCCUUUUAAUUCUUAUCCAAAACUGAAAACAAAAUCUUUUAAGAAAAGAGGAAACUAGAUUAGUUGGGUUUUUUGUUUGUUUUCAUGGAAUGCAAACUAUUAAUCUUAAUAUUUUUGCUGUCAUCAAAACUUUGCAUUAUCUUUUUAAAGCUACUCUCUCUAAAUUCACAUUCUUUUGGUGAGUAGUCCUUGGAGUUUUCAAGAAUAAACUCAUAAGAAAAAAAGGGGAAUAUGAUGAGGCAGAAGACUAGAGAAUAUAGCUAUUUGUGAAACAUUAAUUCUUUUUAUCUGAACAAGCCUCUCCAUUUCCACUCUGUACCCCAUCAUGUUACUGGUUAACCAAGGAAAAGAUUCAUGAAUAAUUGAAAGUUGAGCUAUACUUUUUGGGAAACUAGUUUGGAAACCAUGUGAUUCUUUUUCUUCCAAAUUAACACUUUGUUACAUCAAAAAAAUUUUCUAUAUGAUUACUUUUCACUUGACUCGUCUAUUUUCUUAAUAAUGGCAUCCAGAGGUUUGGCUUUCCCAAGUAUUUGUUGGCUGACAGCAUUUUUUAACUAUUCUCUGUAACUGUGCUAAGCAGAAAGUAGUGAUGAACAUUUGAAAAAAUUAAAUUGUCUGUCAAGAAAACUUUGAUGAUCUGUUCUUUUGCUGAGUAGCAGAGUUUUGAAACAGUCAGCAGAGGGGGCCCUUGUUCUCUCAAGAAGCUGCCUCAUAGCCUACCUGAUCCAGGUUUACUCCUUACUUGUGAAGACCAUCUCUAGUGGGAGAAGAGAUAUGGUAAAUUACUUCUAUGGGGGUGGAACCGGAAAGGAUGUGGCAGAGAAAUAGUUAAAUUUUGUUUAACUUUGAAAGGCAUCUAUUACUCAAUGCUUCUUAUCUUUCUAAUUAGCUAAAGACGGACUGAAUGUGUUGAAGAAGAGAAGUAUUCUUGAAUGUACAGCUCUCCCUGGUUUAUAUAUCUUUAGUGGGGGGGGAGGGGAAGGGUAUUGUGAGAGGGAAUACCUUAACUAACAGGAUUGAUGUCUCAAAUCACAUUUUGCAUAGGACUUUAGAAACCAAUCUGUUUACAUUUGAAAAUCAGUAGGAAAUAAUUUACACCCAGAACCUGACUUCUUUUCUGCUUGAUCAUUUGAAUCAUUCUUGAUUUAGGUCAAGAGUUUAAAUAAUGGAAUAUGAUUUCAGUGUUUGCUGUUAAGAUUAUAUCCUUGAAUUAUAAGCAGCCUCUGAAAAUCUGAUCAAAUGCCUUUCAAUCUUUCACAUUUAGUAUGCAUGUACAUUUUAUCCAUCUUUUUGCAGGAGCUAUAUAAUUACUAAUAAAUCUGUCAUUAUUCAGCAUUACUGUAUUUGGCCCCAGGGAAGCAAAGCAGCAGGAUGUUUAAAAAGUAUCAAUUGGGGGGGAAGGGGGGAGACAGCUCUUGUAUUAUGUAACUUUGUUUCUACUCCUCCCUGCUUACUUCAGUGUUUACUUUUAACUUUGGGUUCUGAAACUUUAUUUUCUCUUAUAAGUACAAUAAAUCACUGUCCUAGUUCCCUUGAUAUAGGCACACUGGUAAGGAAUGCUUUGAUGCCAGGAGUCAGAGAUAUUUGGGGAGCAUAAUUGAGUAAGUUAGCCUGACUAGCCUGUUUAAAUAAUAAUGCCUAAUGAUGAGAGCCAGUCCUUUUCCAUCUGGUGUAGAAGCUUUUUUCUUAAGAGUUCUCAUAUACCGAAUGCCAAAGCAGGAAGGCAAUCUUGUUUUCUCUUUCCUGCUCUUUUCCUUAACCUCUCCUCUCUACAUUAUCCCUUACUUGCAGUAGUUGGGAAGAAUAAAUCAUUAACUCUCAGGAGUGUGGAAGAGGUGAGAACAUUCUUGUCAUUUUAAAUUUUAUAAGAAGGAGACUUGAAAUCAUGUUUAGUCCCAUAGUAUGGGAUAGGUAGUCAUACCUCCCCAUCUCAUCUCCGAAUGGAUAACUGUUACGCCAGCCAUUAUCUCCUGGGUCAGACCCAAGGCCCUGAGCCCUGGGAUGGUAUCUUUAGCAGGCACUCCUUCAGUUUGUAGUUCAAUUUGGUCAUCUGUGCUCUGUUAGGUUAGAGGCAGACAAUCCAAAGUAUUUAUCUUUGCCAUGACCAGGAGCAACAGAUCUUCCUGAACAUAAACAGGCAAGUAAGCACCUAAAGAGAAAUACUUAGGUAUCAGCCAGUGGAACAAGUGGCAUUGAUACCUGGAAGACUAAAUCUUACUCUAGUUCUUUUUUUUACCCAGCCUAAUCAGACCUCUAAGAAAGCCCAUCCAGCACAGAACAUUGAUUCUAUCCACUUGUAACCCAGCGCUUGACAGAAGAGCACUGAAGUUGUGAUCAGCUUAGUAGCAGAUGCUUAGGUAUAACUUGUUUGUCUUUUUUUUUACCCCUUGACAGUACAUAAAUCACUUGCACUUUUCUUUAUUUCUUAAGGAAAAAAAAUCCAGUUUGCUUGCCAGGAAGCGUUGAGCGUUAGGUUUACAAAGCUUGUUGUUGAAUGUUAAAAACUUGUCCAAAGGAGUUUGGCAAAAUAGAAGCUGCUUGGUCCCUGUUCUUGCCUUCUGGAUCAUAAGGAUUAUUAAGGCUAUGUAGCUUGGAUGCUUAUGACAAGUCCAGAACAGGGCAGCAUCCCUCUCCUACCUCUCUGUGGAGAUGCAAUUGAAGGUCAAAUCAGACUUGAUGUAGGGCAGGUACCCCUCAUGCUGCAGCAAGUUCAAAGGAGUCUUUGAGUUGGGGAGGUGACAGACAAAUAGGACAGGAUUUCUGGUCUGGAAAGGUCCCGGGGAGAGGCACUUUGCCCCCAGGAAUUGCAGUGAAGUAGAACUGAGCUCUCCUUUAGCAUUUCCAAACUAGCAUAUGCCAUCUAGUUUCCCUGGGGCACUUUUUUCCAGUAUCCUGUCAGACCCCUCAUUGUAUUGAUUCUUUUCCCUUUGUGUUGACCAUACCAUAAUUAUUAUUAUUAUUUUUUUUAGCAAUUGAGAAUGCACUUUUAUUUCAACUCAAUCAUGAUUUUAAACAUAAAAAUUAUAGAUUGUUAAAACUACUUUUUGUGUAUUUUUAACCACUCAAUGUAGCAUUGUAUAUUUUAUUCUUGUGAGACUCUGGUACAAGGUGUGCCGCUUCACGAUAUUUCCGAGAUGCUGGGCCUUUGGAUGUGUACGGUAACCCACCUAAUGCUAAUGUUCAAAGUAAAAGAAGUAGCCAUA
Antechinus flavipes (yellow-footed antechinus) is the source of this 11426-nucleotide messenger RNA. RefSeq names its product zinc finger protein 652 (gene ZNF652). Gene Ontology annotation, molecular function: DNA-binding transcription activator activity, RNA polymerase II-specific; RNA polymerase II cis-regulatory region sequence-specific DNA binding. Gene Ontology annotation, biological process: regulation of transcription by RNA polymerase II. Gene Ontology annotation, cellular component: nucleus. The record is from RefSeq and is a predicted model, not a curated record. Bases 589 to 2403 code for a protein of 604 amino acids. NCBI's taxonomy places the organism in Eukaryota, Metazoa, Chordata, Mammalia, Dasyuromorphia, Dasyuridae. The transcript has 7 exons.